GUCAACUUGACAUUGAAGCUGUGUUUUCAAAAGGUUAGUUUAAAAUGAUACGUAAAAAACUAUUUCGUCAUGAAGAUGAACAUAAAAUGCAGAUUGAUUCAGAUAUUUUGGACUUGAGUUUUGAGAAUUGCAAGAAAACGCAUCCAGAGACUAUCUCAAAAUACUUUCCGAAUAUUAUAAACUUUCCGAAUAUUAUAAACGUGCCUGAUGAACUAUUAAACAUUCAAUUGGAGUUUAAUGCGGCAUUAAACAAAAUAAACUACCUAAACAAUGUUGUGCGUUAUGUUUACAAUCCCUUGGAUUAUGCAAUUGUACCCUACAGAGACUAUAUUGGGAAAUAUUGCCAAAGUUGUAAAGAAGUAUUGUUUUUGGGAAUGAAUCCGGGACCUUUUGGUAUGUGCCAAACAGGAGUUCCUUUUGGGGAAAUUGAAUUUGUUAAAAAUUGGCUCCAAAUAUCGGGACAUGUGCUAAAACCUGCAGUAGAAUGUCCCAAAAGGCCAAUUCUAGGUUUUAACAUUACCAGAAGGGAACACAGUGGAAAGGAAUUUUGGUCGCUAAUGAAGGAAAUUUCUAUCACUCCUCAAGUGUUUUUUAAACACUCGUUUGUUUAUAAUUAUUGUCCAUUGACUUUUAUGAAUGCUGAUGGGGCGAAUGUCACACCAAAAGAAAUUAAGAAAGAAAACCUGCACAUAAGAAAGAAACUGGAGGAAAUCUGCGACGAAUAUUUGUUUAAGUUGGUGGAGCUUCUGAAGCCAAAAACGAUCGUCUGCGUUGGCGAGUACGCAGAAACCAAAUCAAAGUCGCUGCUGAGGGUGCGCAGUCCGCCACUGGGAAGCAUAAACAUAAUAAAAAUAAAACACCCCAGUCGUAGAGCGGCGAAGAAAAAAAGUGACGACCAACUCGAUUGGCGCGAAGACACGCUCAAAGUUCUGCGAGAAAAGAACAUCUUGCCGUUCCUUUGCCAAGAUGGAGUCGCAACUCAGUGAAAGGGAGAAAGAACUGAUGGAGAAAGCGUUUGGGUACGCGCAGCAGGCUUUGCGCGUCAAAGAGGUUCCGGUCGGGUGCAUUUUCGUCCACGAAAAGGGGGAAAUCGUCGCGCUGGGCAGGAACACCGUGAACGAGACGAAAAACGCCACCAGGCACGCGGAAAUGAACUGCAUCGAUCAGGUGAACGCGUACUGCAAAAAACACUCGAUCGAAAAUUCGCGAACAGUGUUCAGGGAGUUGUCGGUGUAUGUGACGGUGGAGCCGUGCAUUAUGUGCGCAGCGGCACUCUACGAUCUCCAAGUCAAGAACGUGGUGUUCGGUUGCAAAAACGACCGCUUCGGCGGACAAACGGUCUUCGACGUUGCCAAACUUAUCCCCACCACCACCACCACCGUCAAAGGCGGCUACAAGAGCGACCUGGCCAUGGAUUUGCUCAAGGAGUUUUACCAAGGCGUCAAUCCAAACGCGCCGACCUCCAAAGUCCGCAUCAAAAAGUCUUCUAUUUAAACAUUUUAAAUGUGCAACUUUCCUUACAUUUUGAUGGAUAAUUAUAAUGACGUUGAGUGCUCUAGCCAUUUGCAAAACUUCGUAAAUGUUUUUUUUAUUUUUAUACAUUUUUGAGCAUUUAUAUAAAUUGAAAAUAAUUCGACCAAACAGCAACAGGUACAAAUAAAAAAUGUGUGGAAUUAUUCUUAAUUUAUCAAUCUUUUGUGUGGGAUUCGUAUUAUUUUUUGACGUAACAUUAAUGCCUCGGCAAUAAAAAUAAAUGUCAAAAAAAUACUUCAAAUUAUUUUCACCAAUAAUACCUAUAACAAGUGGUAUGAUUAGUAUCAAUAAUAUUUUUAAAUUUAAAUGUGCUGCUUCAAUUUUAAUGAGUAAAUAUUAACCAUUUUCUGAAGAAGCUACAGUGUUAGCGAAACAAUUGUCAAAUUUAAAUAAAUUCGUGAAACUCAAAAACAGUGUUUGUUUUUUAUCAAGUUAUAUAUUAGAUUCAUACCACAAGUUAUAUUUAGCCUGAAAAUAUAUUGAAUUUUGAGAUACAACAAAUUGUCAGUUUGACAUUACAAUUAAAAUUUUUGCUUUAAAAUAUAAAAAUC
Messenger RNA from Brassicogethes aeneus, 2084 nucleotides. Lineage: Eukaryota; Metazoa; Arthropoda; Insecta; Coleoptera; Nitidulidae. The record is from the annotation of a GenBank genome assembly.